Molecule: messenger RNA, 1014 nt
Organism: Colletotrichum paranaense
Lineage: Eukaryota; Fungi; Ascomycota; Sordariomycetes; Glomerellales; Glomerellaceae
Exons: 2
Coding region: 1-1014 (337 amino acids)
Biological process (GO): mitochondrion organization
Cellular component (GO): SAM complex; cytoplasm
Source: RefSeq, a predicted model, not a curated record
AUGCCGGACAACGCCCCGAGAAGCUGGUUCGCCGUCCCGGCCCCCGUCGCCGCCCUCUUCCGACGCUUCCCCCUCGCCGUCUACCCUGCCAACGACCUACCCCUCCGCAGUCCCUCCCGCGGCGACACGCCGACACUAUACGUCUUCAUCGCGGACGACGAUGCCCCGAGGGGCCGACCGAGCUUCAACCCCUCGUGUCUAAAGUGGCAGGUUCGUUUCGAUGUCUUCCUCCUCUUCCCUGGCGACAUGCCCGCCACCUUUCUCAAAAUCGCCGGCGUAGACUUCCACAUCGCCCCCUCAACAAACCACGCCUCCCCCUCCGGCGCCCUCCCCUACCUCCUCCCGCCCUCCCCUCUCCGCCCCAUCGCCGGCCCCUCGAAACUCGAAUCCUACGCCCUAGAAAACACAACCCUCAAGAGGCUGCCCGUGCUCUCCUCCUCCUUCUCGACCUCCUCCGCGCCCGACGCGGAGCUCAAGGCCCGCGAACAAGCCUACCAGUCCUUACUGGACCACCGCCUCCGCGCCGCCUGGCUAUACGCCCUUUACCUCGCCCCCGCCAACGCGGACCUCCUGUCGCGACUCUACAUCGAGCCGGCGUCAAAGAACCCCGUCGUCAGGCUGACGCUCGCGCACCAGGUCCGCGCGGCGGCCGAGGCUGAGGUGUUGAAGGUGACGAGGAGCGCGGUGGUGGAUGUGAAGAGGGUACACGCUGACGCGCGCGCCGCGUUUGAGGCUCUUGCUGCGUUGCUGGAGGAGAACGGCAGCAGUCGAAGUAGUAGUCACUCAGAAAAGGGGGGGGAGGGUGGUGGUGGUGAGUGGUUCUUUGGCUGCGAGGGCCCGACGCUGUUUGACGCGUCUGUCUUCUCGUACACGCAGCUGCUGCUCGACGAGGAGUUUGGCUGGGUGGACGAGUCGCUGUCGGAGAUUCUGCGCGAGUUUCCUGCUCUUGUGAGGCAUCGCGAGAGGUUGCUGGAGAGGUGCUUUCCUGAUAGCGAGGAGGGGGUCUUGGUAUGA